AGAGGAAACAGUUUUGAAUGUGUGCAUACAGUAUGCAGGAAUUUUAACAUUGCUGCGUUCUGCUCUCAGAGUCAAUACUGUAACAACACGUCAAGAAAACCUGUCAGCAGAUCUUUCUAAUUUAGGAUUACCUGAGGAUUUUGCAAGUGAUAUCUGCAAAGUUGUGUUUGGACCAGCAAGACCUGACAUCGACAGACAGCUACGCAGCACAGCACCUUCAUUGCCAGUUCUGACAAAUAUGAAUUGGCGAGUAGAAGUAACUAUCUCAACCAGCUGGUUGUCACGUGUCUUGGAGCCAGUUGUGAUGUUGCGACUGGAGCUGAACAAUGGGUCAUCUUAUACAUUUCAAGUUCCAGUAGCAAAAUUUCAUCACCUUCGAUAUGCUGUUGCUAACCUAUUACACCAAAUGGAAGAUCUUCGGACAUCUUCUAUAUGUAAGAAAUAAUCAUAUGAUUUGUAAUGAACUAAGAAAUUAGUUCCAAUGUAAAAUGUACAAUUCAUGAUGCUGUCACUUUGAUUCUGUGACUUUACAUUCCAACCUUGAAACACUUAAUAGCUAUGUUUUUAUUAUCAUAUAAGUCUUGUUAAUAAUUCUAAGUAUAUUGUCAUUGAUUUUGACUUUUUUAAUAAAAUACAUUAAAAUCA
This is a messenger RNA of Macrobrachium nipponense, 645 nucleotides long. RefSeq names its product COMM domain-containing protein 5-like (gene LSm-4). Gene Ontology annotation, cellular component: nucleus. The record is from RefSeq and is a predicted model, not a curated record. Lineage: Eukaryota; Metazoa; Arthropoda; Malacostraca; Decapoda; Palaemonidae.